AUGAAAAAUACACUCAUCCUAGCUGGUGUAUCUGCUUUUGCAACACAGGUUGCCGCGCAUGCAACUUUCCAGGAUUUCUGGGCAACAUGCGCAAGACUACCGCUCAGCAACAGUCCUGUCACCGACGUGACAAGUAACGACAUCCGCUGCAAUGCCAACCAUGGGCCCGCAGCUGCCAAGUGCAGUGUCCCAGCCGGCGCCACCGUCACGGUAGAAAUGCACCAGCAAAACGGCGACCGCUCGUGCGCCACCGAAGCCAUCGGUGGCGCCCACUACGGCCCCGUCCUCGUCUACAUGUCCAAGGUCGAUGAUGCCUCUACAGCAGAUGGCUCAGCCCCUUUCUUUAAGAUCUUCGAGGAUACUUGGGCCAAGAAUCCUUCUGGAUCCAGUGGCUCCGACGACUACUGGGGAACCAAGGACCUCAACAAGAACUGCGGAAAGAUGGACGUCAAGAUCCCCAAGGACUUGGCAGCAGGAGACUACCUCUUGAGGGCCGAGGCCAUUGCGCUGCAUGCUGCAAGCAGUGUGGGUGGCGCACAGUUCUACAUGACGUGCUUCCAGAUCACCGUCACUGGCGAUGGUUCCGUGUCGCCAGCCGGAGCGAAAUUCCCCGGUGCAUACAAGGCUACCGAUCCUGGUAUUGAGAUCAACAUCUACACAUCGCUCUCUUCCUAUACUGCGCCCGGCCCAGCAGUCAUCGCUGGCGGCACUGAGGCUGUUGCAGGCUCAGCUGGAUCCGCUGUGACUGCUACAGGAGGACCAGCUGCGUCCACGGCUGCCCCGACCCAGGCCUCCACCAUGAAAACCUCCGUCGUCGCUAGCUCUGCGGCACCUGCGCCAUCAACCGGAGGCGGCUCGGGCGGCUGCUCCGUCGCCAAAUUCGGACAAUGCGGUGGAAAGGGCUUCACCGGCUGCACGACUUGUGCCUCUGGAUCAACCUGCAAGGCUUCAGGUGACUUCUACUCGCAGUGCUUCCAUUCGCUCUAG
Messenger RNA from Exserohilum turcica Et28A, 987 nucleotides. RefSeq names its product carbohydrate-binding module family 1 protein. The record is from RefSeq and is a predicted model, not a curated record. Bases 1 to 987 code for a protein of 328 amino acids. The transcript has 4 exons. Gene Ontology annotation, biological process: carbohydrate metabolic process. Gene Ontology annotation, cellular component: extracellular region. NCBI's taxonomy places the organism in Eukaryota, Fungi, Ascomycota, Dothideomycetes, Pleosporales, Pleosporaceae. Gene Ontology annotation, molecular function: cellulose binding.